This is a messenger RNA of Bufo gargarizans (Asiatic toad), 6458 nucleotides long. Its product is annotated as NFX1-type zinc finger-containing protein 1-like. Gene Ontology annotation, biological process: regulatory ncRNA-mediated heterochromatin formation. Gene Ontology annotation, molecular function: helicase activity. The record is from RefSeq and is a predicted model, not a curated record. NCBI's taxonomy places the organism in Eukaryota, Metazoa, Chordata, Amphibia, Anura, Bufonidae. The transcript is spliced from 20 exons. Bases 107 to 6004 code for a protein of 1965 amino acids. Gene Ontology annotation, cellular component: nuclear RNA-directed RNA polymerase complex.
AGAGGAUGGCAUUGGGCUGUGUUCAGUAUGCCAGGAGCCAGGCACUGCUCUUGAUAGAUAAGAAAUUGAAUUAAAAAAAGUGAAAACUUCACUCACAAAAUUAACAAUGGACAGUCACCGGACGCAUAGGGUUAAUAAACAAAACAGCAACUACAGAACAAACAUAGGAGAUGGUCAGAACACCCAGCGUCAAGGCCACAAUAUGGGAGGUAGUCAGAACAGCUAUCAAGGCCAAAAUAUGGGAGGAAGGGGUGUGCAAGGUGGUCAAAACACCCAUCAAGGCCUAAAUGAAAGAGGGAGGGGGGUGCAAAAUGAUCCAUUCAGAUUAUUUGGUGUAGUUGGAGGCCGUUCUGGUAUUACAGAUCUUCAAAAUGAAAGACAUAGAAAUCAAAGAGAAAGAGCACAAUCUGAGAGCAGAGGAGGUGUAAGGGCGAAAUUGACGACAUAUAAUACCACAGGUAUAGCUCAAGAACCCUACAAUGAAAGAACAAUGCAAAAUGACACAACUGGUGCUAGGAGAAAAGCUCAUUUACAGACCCCAGCAGCAAGUCAUGUAAGCCAUCAGCAGCAGCAAUAUGGUACUCCUAGGAGGCUAUCAAAUCGUCAUAAAAGUCCUCUGAGAUAUGGUAGCCAAAACAUAGCUGCAUCUUUUGGAACCAAGAUGGGAGUGUUGGAUAAAUUUAGUUUGCUCCAGCAAAAUAAAACUGGAUGUCCUAAGAGAGCAAAGAGUGUGCAAAAUCUUUCCAUGGAGUCCAAAAAAGAAGAUGAUAGAAGGGAAAGGCACCGCAUGCCCACAAGCCAAAGAAAUAGCAAGGAUAAAAAAAUAGAUUUACAUACAAUUUCCAAACUCUCCACAUUAGGGCCAUCCGAAAUCAUAAUGAAACUGGCUGCUCCAGGAAGUGGUCUAAAGGAAUUUCUCAGUGAAAGUACAAUAGAUUUUCAGAUCGUUGAAGGUUUCCUGAAUAUCUUAAAUACAGUUAUCACAAGUGCAACAAAUCAGCAAAAUUUAAUACAUAUCCUAAGUCAAGUCCAAGCAUCUAGUUUCCUAAAGCAAGUUAUUCCGCUUUACAUUUUGACUAGUUCUAAGACUAUAAGAGAGCAACAUAGACAAUCUUUAUUUUUUGAACAUGUUAUUACUGUGGCCACAGAACUGGCAAGUAUUUUACCAUCCAGUUCCUUCUUGGAAGUAACCAUAAUUAAUAAGCUUAUACAAAAUGCUUUUCAUGACAUGGAAAUUAAUGGACAUAUUGUGCCUGCAGAAAAUAAAAAUAAAAUUAUGGAUCUUGAUAAGUUCCUUCAACACUUAGAAGAAAAAAAAAGGGAAGGAACUUUGAGAUCAGACAAUUACAUUUACAUUAUAGGAAACAAGCAGAGCAUAGAAAGUGACUUUAGACAUCUAUCAAUUUAUCCAACAUAUGAAGACAUCUGUAGUUCUCAAAAGCCUUCUAUGCGACCAAAUAUUAUUGAUGGAUCCUAUACUGAUUCAGUGGCUUACCUAGAUACACAUUUCCGCCUAAUGCGAGAAGAUUUUAUUCGUCCUCUAAGAGAUGGUAUUUCAGUACUAAUUAAACUGGAAAUAAAGGAUCUCAGCAAAGCAAAUAUUGAUGAUAUCCGCAUUUAUUUUGAUACUAAGAUCUUAUCUCCAGUAUGUACCCAUGCUGGAAUAGUUCAUGAGGUCCAAUUCAGUACCAAAAAUUUGAAACACGUUCGGUGGGAGAUCUCAAAACGCCUUCUCUAUGGAUCUCUUGUUUGCCUUUCCAAAGACAACUUCAAAAAUAUGCUUUUUGCCACUGUGGCAGACAGAAAUGUUUCUGAUCUCCAAAAAGGAAUCAUAUCCCUUAUUUUUACAGAAGAGAGUCGACAGCAGCUGGUACAGUAUGCAGUAGAUGAUAAUUUUCUCAUGAUUGAAGCCACAGCCUAUUUUGAAGCAUAUCGUCAUGUAUUGGAAGGUUUGAAGGAAAUGGUGGCAAGUGAAAUACCAUUUCAGAAUUACAUUGUUCAUUGUAACACAACAAUAUCCCCACCUUUAUAUAUCUCUCGGAAUCCUGCUAGUUACACCUUAGAGAAGUUAAUUAAAUCUGACAAGUCAACACUACAACUUCCUACAUCAGGCAUCCCUUUCCGCCUACUAAGCACCCCUUUGUCAAGCAUGGAUUUGAAAAAGCAAUUUAAUGUCCUUAAUCCCAGUACUUGGCCAACCAAAGAGGAACUGCAGCUUGACAAGUCUCAAUUCAAGGCAUUUCAAAUGGCUCUGACAAGUGAGCUUUCUAUUAUUCAAGGACCCCCAGGAACAGGUAAAACCUACGUGGGGCUGAAAAUUAUGUAUGCUCUCCUUAGUAACUCUGACCUUUGGAAGCAGGGGAAUAAUCCAAUCCUUGUUGUGUGUUACACAAACCAUGCCCUGGAUCAGUUUCUUGAAGGAAUUCUCCAGUAUUUGAAUUGCAACAUUGUUAGAGUGGGGUCCAGAAGCAACAGUGAAAUUAUGCAAAAUCGUUCACUUUCUAAAAUUCGGAGCCAAAGAAGUCGUCAGAAUCUACCUGGCUACAUGAGAGCCUUGCAUGCUGAGUUAUCAGAUGAAAGGAAAUCAAUUCAGAACAAGCUCAUUCAGAAAUCAGUACUUCUGCAAAAUGCUACUAAAGGAGUUCUUCCUGAAAACAUACUGGAAAAAUAUAUACCAGCUCAUCAUUUCCGCAGUCUAAUGUUAAAAAAGGAAUAUCUGGAAGUCGAAAGUUCCUCGGUUAUUUCAAGUAUACUUGUAGAAUGGCUGGGAAUUUCAGCAGUCUAUCAAACUAUACGAGAAAAAAAACAAGAUGUAAAAUUAUGGGACAUUGAAAACUUUCUUAAAGAAAAUGAUGAACUCAGUGGAGAUUCCAUGGAUAUUACUGCUGAAGAUGAUGAGUUUAUAAAAGUAAGCGAUGAAGCAGAACUAGCAGAGGCUGAACGAAUGAUCGAAGAAGAUGAUGACAUUAAGAUUCAAAUCAGAAAGGCACGACAGAUUGCAGAAAUGACAAAGAAAGAGUGUUUGGUAUUUGUACCUGGCGAGCAUGAAACUGAGGAUCAUGAAACUAAUACAGAAGGCGAUGAUCAAGAUGACUGGCAGAUACCUGCAAAAAUGAAAAAAAAAAUGAAGAAUCAGAUAAAGCAGGAGCUCAAAGCGACAAGUCACAUGAACGAAAAAGAUUGUGAGCUGAUAGCGGAUCUUUGGCAGCUCCCCCUUAAAAACCGCUGGGAAGUUUACAGAUGCUGGAGAUCUAAAUAUUUGCAUGAUAUUCGAGAUGAAGUAUUUACAGUAGAAAACCUAUACCAGAUAGUGGUAAACAGGAUGACUGAAUUAAGAAACCAAGAGGAUCUGCUAAUACUAAAAGAAGCUGACAUUAUUGGCAUGACUACCACAGGUGCAGCCAAGUUUCGAAAGUUGCUCCAAAAUGUCCAGCCUAAAAUUGUAAUAGUAGAAGAAGCAGCUGAAGUUCUGGAGGCUCACAUUAUUACUACACUUAGUUCCAGCUGUCAACACCUCAUACUUAUUGGAGACCAUCAACAACUCCGUCCAAGUACUACAGUAUAUGAACUGGCAAAAAACUUUAAUUUAGAAGUAUCAAUGUUUGAAAGACUGAUCAGAAUGAAAAUCCCAUAUGUUCGUCUGGACUACCAGCAUCGCAUGAGGCCAGAAAUUGCUCAGCUGCUAACACCCCACAUUUAUGACAAGCUGGAGAAUGAUGCUUCAGUGCUAAAGUAUGAAAACAUUAAGGGUGUUUGUCACAAUCUUUUCUUCGUGGACCACAACCAUCUUGAGGAACAUAUUAAAGAAGGCAAGAGUCAUCAAAAUGCCCAUGAAGCUGCAUUUGUGAAGUCACUUUGCCUCUACUUCAUACAUCAAGGCUACUCCCCUUCACAGAUAACAAUACUUACCACUUAUUCUGGGCAGCUGCACUGUUUAAAGAAAAUUAUGCCCAAAGCUCAAUUUGACGGAGUCAGGGUAUGUGUGGUUGACAAAUAUCAAGGAGAGGAAAAUGAAAUUAUCAUCCUCUCGCUAGUAAGGAGUAACCUAGAAGGCAAUGUUGGUUUUCUUAAAAUACCAAACCGAGUAUGUGUUGCCUUAUCCAGAGCCAAAAAAGGAUUGUUUUGUAUAGGGAACAUGCAGAUGCUUUCAAAAGUUUUCCUUUGGAGCAAAAUUUAUGAAAUAUUACAAAAAUAUGGACUUAUUGGCAAAGAAUUAAAGCUCCAAUGUGUCAACCAUCCUGACACUUCAAAUUAUGUAUCUACAUCUUCAGAUUUUGAUAAUGUUCCUGAAGGUGGAUGCAAGAUUCCUUGUGAAUACCGACUAAAGUGUGGCCAUGUUUGUCCUCUGUUUUGUCACCCCUGUGACCAAGAGCAUGAAAAAGUUGUAUGCAGAAAACCUUGUCCUAAAACUACCUGUGAAAAUGGACAUAAGUGCAGAAACUUGUGCUCUGACCCCUGUGGUAAAUGUGAAGAGCUUGUGCCAAAGGUGAUUCCUGUAUGUGGACAUAUUCAGGAUGUUCCAUGUUCAGUGCAUCCAGAAAAAUUUGGUUGCAAAUUGCCAUGCAGUAAGAUUCUAGAGUGUGGCCACAAAUGUGUCCGAUUAUGUAGUCAAGUCUGCACCAUAAAUUGUCCUGAAAAGGUAACUGUCAAAUUGACAUGUGGUCAUACUGUUAAAACAUUGUGUCACAUGAAGUCAGAGGUAGAGUUGCUUGACACCAAGUUAAAAUGUCAUGUGAAAUGUGAAGAAAAAUUGGAUUGUGGACACAACUGCCCCGGAAGCUGCAGCAGCUGUGGAGAAAGGGGCUUUCACUUGCCGUGUUCAAAACCUUGUGGCAUUUGGCUUUUCUGUUCUCAUAACUGUGAAGAAAAGUGUGACGCUAGUUGCUUUUGUAUUCGGUCUUGUGAAAAGUCAUGUUUUCAUGGAAUAUGUUCUAUGAAAUGCAGUGAACCCUGUACUCCUUGCACACAACCUUGUGGGUGGGGAUGUGUACAUACAAAGUGCAAAAAACUUUGUUGGGAACCUUGUGACAGAGAGGCAUGUAAUGUACCUUGCAGGAAAAAACUUACAUGUGGUCACCCAUGCAUUGGCUUUUGUGGAGAGCCAUGCCCCAAGAAAUGCAGAAUUUGUAAUGCUGAAGAAGUAAAAGAAUUAGUCUUUGGAAAUGAAGCAAAUCCAGAUGCCCGCUUUGUUCAACUUCUUGACUGUCCUCAUUUUUUUGAGGUGACAAAAUUCUCAGAAUGGAUGAAUAACAAAGAGGAAGGCCAAGUUAUCAAACUCAAAUCUUGCCCCAAAUGUUCAAAACCCAUCAGAAAAAGUUUAAGAUAUGGCAAUUUGAUCAAGCAAACACUUUCUGAUUUGGAGAAAAUUAAAGAAAGAAUAAGUUACAAAUGGAUGAAUGAUUUGGAAAUGUUUCUAAGUGAAAAUGACACAGAAUUAGAUAACUUUCCACAGGUAUAUAAAACAGUCCAACAGUUGCAAGAUGGCAACCUAACUCUCCGUCUGUUAAUGUUAGUAGGUGAGAAAAUAAGAUUCUGGCAAAAACUCGGAGCAAUCAAUAAUAAGGUAAAAAAGAGCCCUCAAGUUCUGAUCAGAAUACUUUAUGAUAUUCCUAUUGUUUCUGAUGCCAUUGAUAAUGCUACAAGCAAAUAUGACAUUUUACAGAAGUACUAUGAAUUAUUCCGACUGGCUGUUCAAGUGGAGGCUACAUUUCUUGAGCCGCACAUGCCACACGAGUCUAUUGAAAAACUAAAAUCGCUGAUCAAAGAAAUGAACUCACCACGCACCAUGCAUAUGGAUGAAAUGCAUGCUCACCUGAACAUGCUUCCAACAUCCAUGGAGCUUAUCAAUAUAGUCAAGAAAAAGACAGGCAUAUUUGACACUGGACUGCUAAGGCAAGAGUCAUGGCACAAGUGUGAAGCAGGGCAUAUCUAUACUAGCAAUGUAAAUGGAAACAAGAGCCAUUGCUGCCCACAGUGUAGUUUCAGUGAUGAUGAUGAAGAUUAGUUGUUCUUUCAAGUGAUAAAAAUGAUUAAAAUGCAUACAUCCAUAAGGUUUUUUCCUACCAUAUCCAAAGGAAAAAAUCUAAGAGUAAAAUAAAUGUGUAAACAAAUGCUUAGUUUGCAGAGAAUGAAUAACAUUAUAUUGUAUAAUGUAUCCUCUAUCUAGCCUAAUAUUGUUAGCAUUGUAUAAACCGAGAGAUUAGAUUUAUACUUAAUAAUUGUUCAUUAGAAAAUUUCAGCAUGUCAGCAUCUUAAAGCAUUGCAUCGCUUAUAAUGAAGCAUCUGCAUUUCUUUCAACUCAUAGUACUUUCUACAGUUUUUUUCUUAUUUGACCUUAGUAGGUUAAUUGAUCAUUUACAGAUCUGAAGUCAGAAUAUAAAUAACAAAUAUUGUGUUCAUGAUUAUAGCAAUGUAUGCGCUGUAUUAUCAAAUAUCUUAAAUAAAAAUUUUGCACAUAA